This is a messenger RNA of Penicillium lagena, 1647 nucleotides long. RefSeq names its product dynein family protein. The transcript has 5 exons. Gene Ontology annotation, molecular function: dynein heavy chain binding. Gene Ontology annotation, biological process: microtubule-based movement; microtubule cytoskeleton organization. The record is from RefSeq and is a predicted model, not a curated record. The annotation marks the transcript as partial. Gene Ontology annotation, cellular component: centrosome; cytoplasmic dynein complex. NCBI's taxonomy places the organism in Eukaryota, Fungi, Ascomycota, Eurotiomycetes, Eurotiales, Aspergillaceae.
AUGGUGGGACUUGACCAGACGAUGUCGUCCAGCCCGAAUCGCGGUUCGAAAUCGGCGGCCAACAGCAACAUCAACAACAGUCGGCCAACCAGCAAAGAUGGCUCCAAAAAGAACAUUUGGUCUUCGCUGCUGGACGGCGUCGCUAACGGAAAGCGCUUGCCGGAGAAGAACCUUUUGAUUCUUGGUGGAACACCGGACAGCCAGAGGGAGUUUCUAGAGACUCUUUCAGCUGACACAUCGGCCGACCCCAGCUUGGUGAAUGAUAAGCGCAGAGGCAAGACGCCGCCGAUUGCCAACCAGUUUGCGCUGGGAUACACAUAUCGAGAUGUCCUCGAUGCCGAUCGAGAAGGUAUAUUUACGGCAACUCUCUGUUGGAUUUUGAGCUCUGCUAAUCUCGCCUUUUAUCAAGAUACUCUGGCGCGUGUCUCGGCGUACCUCCUAUCUGAACCUUCUCUGUCCUUCGCACCUCUCCUUAAACCGCUCUUGACUCCCCAAUCCGUGCCGGAAACGCUGGUGGUAAUUCUUAUGGAUUGGUCAGACCCGUGGACAUGGAUCCGGCGACUACGGGAAUGGAUCCGUCUGCUUCGUUCGGUGCUGGUUUCUGUGGACGACGAGACCAAAAUUGCCAUGGAGGAGACGAUGACGGAGUGGCGUGAUCGUAAGAGGGGUAUAGACGCCAGUGCUGCUGCUGCAGCGAGUUCGGGAGGUCCUGUCACGAUACCCUUGGGACCGGGCGAAUGGGAUGAAGGGCUUGGAAUUCCCAUGUGUGUUGUCUGUCAAGGAGCCGAUAAAAUCGAGAAGUUGGAGAAAGACCACGGAUGGCACGAAGAGGAGUUUGACUUCAUUCUGCAGUUCUUGCGAACAAUCUUAUUGAAGCACGGCGCAUCUCUCAUCUAUACGACACCUUUCCUUGCAAACUCACUCCAGAGUCUGAUCCAUUCGUCACUGGGUAUACACUCUCUUUUGAAGCGACAGUCAUUAAAACACAAUGUCAUCGACCGCGACAAGAUUCUCGUCCCAGCAAACUGGGACUCAUGGGGCAAGAUCCGGAUUAUUCGGGAAGGAUUCGACAUGGAAGGCGUGUCAACGGCAUGGUCGAUUGAAAUCCAAGAUGCCCCCGAGCCACUCGAUUUUGAGCAGCCUGUCGAGACCGCACCUGGCGGAAACACCGCAUCCGAGGAGGACGGCAGCAGCGCCGUGACGGUGUUCGAGCAGACGAUCCAGGAUCCCCGCCGGGACAGGACGGUCGCCCACCCCAGCAGCAACGCCCGUGGCGACUCCGUGGAAAUCGAGACGUCCGACAUGCAGAACUUCCUCUCUAAGCAACUCGAGAAGCUUGAGCAGCUCAAGGCCGAGGAUGAAAAAGACCGCGCGAAUCAGCAAACUCCGCAGCUGGAAAUGUCGCCGAUGGACGAUCAGGGCCGGGUCAAUGAGCACAUCGGGCCCGUGCAGUUCAAUAUGGGAGGCAUCCAGGUGGAUGCGGAUGAUAUGCUGAAGAAGCUGAGGGACCGCGAAGCUAGUCGCUCCCAAAGGAAGGAAGGGCCCCCGACCAGUCCAGGCGACGAAAAAGCGCACAACCAGGCGCUGGCCAACUUCUUCGCCGGCCUGGUCAAGAAACCUGGCAGCAGUCCUCGCGGCAGUCCGUCC